CGGAGGGCUACCCACCUGACUUUCGCGCGCAAUACUGUCUUCCUUUCCUUAGUAGACCUUUCCUUAGUUAUUCACCAGUUUGCCAGGUUUCGAAGACUGGUUAUAUUUCUAUGCAACUGACCGCCAUGAAUGCUGUAGAAUUGAACAAAGUUCUCGAGGCAACUGUCUCAGUUGAUAUUGUUGCCUUGCAAGCGGCCCAAAAGUACCUCGAAAGUGCUGCUGCUUCUAACCUUGAGUUGUUAUUGGUAGAGUUAUCUAACCUGUUGUCAAAUGCGGGCCAGUCUGAGAAUGUCCGUAAAGCUGCAGCCAUCCAGCUUAAGAACUACCUCACUAGCAAAGAUGAGACUGUCAAAGUGCAGUACCAACAGAGGUGGCUCACUUUUGACGGCAACAACAAGCUCGGUAUUAAAACUAACAUACUGCGGACACUUGGAACAGAGUCAUCCCACCCUUCCAAUGCUGCCCAGUGUGUUGCAGCAAUCUCCCAGAUAGAGCUUCCUCUUAAUCAGUGGCCCGAUCUCAUCCAGAUACUUGUUACAAACUGUACAACUCCUAAUGCUCCCGAUCCAUUGAAGGAAGCUUGCAUUGAAGCCCUCGGAUACAUAGUAGAGGACAUUGAACCGACUGUUUUGGUUCAUCAAUCGAACCUCAUCCUUACUGCGAUCAUCAACACUAUGAGAAAAGAGGAACCCAAUGAACGUGUACGAAUCGCUGGAGCACAAGCUUUAUUCAACGCUCUAGAGUUCUGUAAAGAUCAGUUCGAUCGUCCGGAGGAGAGAAACUACAUAAUGCGAGUGAUCUGCGAGUCUACCCAGACAAACAUUUCCAAACUGAGUGUAGCGAGUCUUCAGUGUCUCUCCAAGAUCAUGUCUUUGUACUACAAACACAUGGAGAACUACAUGAGUCAGGCACUCUUUGCUAUCACUCUCUCGGCGCUGGAGAGUAAGGAAGAUGAGGUGGCUCUGCAAGGUAUUGAGUUCUGGAGCACGACCUGUGAGGAGGAGACGGAUCUAGCAAUAGAAGCCCAAGAAGCAGCGGAGUUGGGCGAACCUCCAGAUAUUGUCAGCAAACACUACAUGUUAGGAGCCUUGCAGUAUGUCGUACCUCAGCUUCUCAAGUGCCUUACUGUACAGGAAGAGUACGAUGACGAAGAUGACUGGAACCCUAACAAGGCAGCUGGAGUGUGUCUAAUGUUGAUUGCCCAGUGCUGUAUGGAUAACGUGGUGCCCCAUGUCAUCCCCUUUGCAGAACAUAUUGCACACCAAGAUUGGAGGUUCAGAGACGCAGCUGUCAUGUCCUUCGGGUGCAUUGUGGACGGUCCUGACCCUAAAGUACUGAACCAACACACCUGGAACUUGAUCCCUCACUUGAUCAACAUGUUGAAGACGGAUGUUAGUUUAGCAGUAAGGGAUACCUGCGCCUGGACCCUGGGUAGGAUUUGUGAGAGGUUACCUCAGACUAUCCUACAGCACCCUAGCGUUAAUGACCUUGUCGCUGCCCUUCUUAUGAGUUUGGAGAACGACCCUAGGGUCGCUACUAACGCCUGCUGGGCCUUCUCUUCUCUUGCCGAGUCAGCUUACGAGGCAGCUGAGAACUUGGCAGGAGAUAACGAGGAAGAGCCUCAAACUUACAUCCUCUCCUCCUUCUACCCCACCAUCAUACAGAAACUGUUGCUCACCACCGCUAGACCUGAUGCUAGCCAGAACAACCUUCGAAGUGCUGCUUACGAAGCUAUCAUGGAGCUACUGAAAUCGUCACCGCGGGACUGUUAUGCUAUAGUACAGGAGACAACAGUCACGAUAAUUGCGAGAUUAGAAGAGUUGCUUCAUCACAAACAGGCUAAUAACGAGAAGACUGGAGGUAACUUUAACGACCUGCAGUCCCUCCUUUGUGCAACACUUCAGUGCGUGAUAAAGAAGAUGCAGCAAGGAGAUGCUAUCCAGAUAUCUGACACUGUCAUGUCCGCUUUUCUCAUGAUGAUGAGUUCCAAUGAGCAGUCGAGCGAGGUUCAAGAGGACGCUUUAAUGGCUGUCGGAACGGUGAUGGAAGUAACUGACAAGCACUUUGCCAAGUAUAUGGACAGUUUCUGGCCUUACCUGAUGGCCUCCCUCCAGAACCACGCCGAGUACUCUGUCUGCGCUGCAGCUGUUGGUAUCGUAGGGGACAUGUGCCGAACUUUCGGUGCGGAGAUGGCCAACUUCAGUGACAAGCUCAUGGACUGUUUGGUAGCUGCUCUAUCUAACCAAGGUCUACACCAGUCCGUGAAACCAAGUAUCUUGAGUACAUUUGGAGACAUUGCCAUGGCAAUAGGUCCAGUUUACACCAAAUACCUACAAGUGGUUAUCCACAUUCUGAAACAGGCCUCUGAGGCUACUGUUGACAAGAACGAUUACGAGAUGUUGGACUACUUUAACGAGUUGAGAGAGGGAAUACUAGAGGCGUACUCUGGAAUAGUUCAGGGUUUAAAGGGAGAGGAUACAGCUAACAACCAACUGGAGCAACUGAGACCAUACCUCCAGAUCAUCCUUCAACUCAUCAUCUCCGUGUCGGAGGACAGAGAUAAAACUGACAGUUUGACUUGUUGUGCUUGUGGACUUAUCGGAGACAUAGUGACUGGGUACGGCAGCUCCGUAAAGAACCUGGUCCAGUUUGACAGCAUUGCAGAUCUUCUCAGUCAGGGCAGACGAAGUAGAAUAUCUAAAACAAAGUCCAUGGCUCACUGGGCUAGCAAAGAAAUGAAGAAGAUAAAUGCUUUGUGAACACGUGUGAUAA
This is a messenger RNA of Bolinopsis microptera, 2772 nucleotides long. Its product is annotated as importin subunit beta-1-like. Gene Ontology annotation, biological process: protein import into nucleus. The record is from RefSeq and is a predicted model, not a curated record. Gene Ontology annotation, molecular function: small GTPase binding; nuclear import signal receptor activity. The coding region runs from base 111 to 2759 and encodes 882 amino acids. Gene Ontology annotation, cellular component: nucleus; cytoplasm. The transcript has 16 exons. Lineage: Eukaryota; Metazoa; Ctenophora; Tentaculata; Lobata; Bolinopsidae.